AUGCCCAGCCCACACCUGAGAUUCUUCUUCUGGGUCCUGCUGGUGGCGGCGCGAUCACCGCCGGGGCUCAUCCUCUUGGGAGGCUCAUGGCGGCCGCCGGCGGCCAAAGAAUUUUGCCAGAAGGUCGACAGGUUUUGGGCCUUCCAAGAGGAAUCCGGCGGGUGGGUCGAAGUCAGCCUUCCUUACGACCUGAUUUCUUGCUCCAUGGGCACCUGCACAAGUGUCGCCACCCUCCAUGUGAAGGGGGAGGAGGAGCAGAGCCUGCCACCUGCUGCGAAAGGUACAGAUGAGGGGUCUGACCAGGAACUGCCCGUGAGGAGGGGGUUUUCUCUCACUAGAAUGUCAGAGGGAUCCAUCUGGGUGACCGGGCAGAGCGGUAGCAUAUAUGAGAGGUUCUGGAACGGGGUUCAGUGGGUGGCGGCGCCCCACGAGCUGCCACUGGCUGCCGGUCGCGCAGUCUCAGUAUUCAUCGUCUCUCAGACCGUCCUUGUUCUUUCAGAGCUCGGGAAGCUCUACAAGGUAUACACCACCGGCAUCCUCCAUCUCUGAUUUCACUGUUCUGAGGCCAUGGAUAAGUACUCAAAUUGAGACGACCAAGUUCUCAUGCCCACUCGGUGGCGAGUAUCCUUACCUCAUAUGAUUGAUUCUGGUUGCAAAAAAUGAAUAAUUAAUGCACACGAAAUGAGUAAACAUGGAGAUAAACAUAAUAUAUGGAAUUUCAGCGAGGAUCAAUAUAACGAUUUAUUAGCAAGAAAAAUAAAAUCAAUGUAAAAUACGACCGGAUAUGUUCUAAGGAUGGUGUACGUUUUCUUACCAGCUCCAAGUGAGUGACAACACCCAACCAUCUUGGAUCGAAUCCCCACCGACGUUUGAAGAAAAUGAGGAGUUAAGCACUGCAGAAUGCUUGAGGUCAGGAGUUGCAUCGCAUGAUGGAGAGUGAGUAAUCUGGUACAAAAUUUCUUGCAUCACAUGACGGAGAGAGAGCGAUAGAGGGACAACUGAUCAGGCAAGAUCCUUGCUCUGUCACAGGAGGCUGUACCUGUCCACAGCGAAUGGCUCAUUGCUGGAACGCAAUGGGGCUCAACCAGCGAGGUAAGGAAGGCAUGUAGUAGUAUGAAGAGGCAAUAAGACUAGAUGACUAGAAUAAAUAGCUUGCAAUUAUUAUUUCCCUUUAUUGAUGCUGAACAGGUGGAGUGAUCAUGGGAAGCCCCCUGGAGGAGAUGUUGUAUCUAUAACUGAUGCUGGUGUUGUCCGUCCAGGGAUGGUAUUCACGGUAAGGUGAGUUGUUCAUACGAGCUCUCUUAGAAUUUGGAAAUCCUUUUUUUUUUUUUUUUUUUUUUUCCUAAGGAACAGUUUUGAAUCAAAUUGAUUGCUUAAUUUCUCGACUGGUUAGACGACUAGACUAGCCAGAGGAAAAACAGGCAAUUAUUAAUCUGUGAGGCAUCGUACUAAGUUCCGAUGUGCCGAAGAAAACUGGCUACAGAUUACUAAAAAAGUGGUUCACCCAAUGAAAAAAUUAAGCCGGUUCUUAGAAUAAUAUCCCCAGUGUAACAAGGAUACCUUUUAAUCCAUGAUAAUGAUCAUAAUAUGUGGAUGGUCAUCGCAAGAAUGAGUAUUAGUUUCAGUGCGUGAUAAAUAAGCAAGGUUGAAUGAAUGGUACAGAAAAUGAAAGGUUUUUGUUUAAUCCUAUUUACCACUGAAGCAGUUGAAAAGAAGCUCGUGUAAUUUCGUACUAACUUCUUUACGAUCGAAUUCCACGAAAUAAAAAUCCUCGCACAAAAAUUAACAGAUAUAAGAUACAAUAAUGACAGACUCAACCCUGAAUACAUUGGAUAGAACCAGGAUUUGGACAAUCGAAAAAAUGGGAAGGAGAAUUAUUUAACUUUUCAUUUUGCGGGAAUAUCACCCAAAGAUUUUCCUCCAAGCUUGAAAUUUCAGCCAGCGCAGCAGCCUGACUGGCAUGCUGUGCUGGAUUUUCCUUUUUUUUUUUUUUUCAUGAACGGAGACUUUCUAUUUUUUCACCAUUGAUCGGGGAAAAACAUCCUGCUCCGCGGAUGUUGGACGCCUAUGGAUGGAUAUAAUAAGUAGAUCGAAAUAAUCAGGUUGAAGAUGAGAAUUGAGAACAUUAAUGAUCCAAAAAAAUGCACCAGAGAGUGACACGAAUUAGAUAGGUUUCAAUCAUCUUAUCAAAUGGAAAGGCUAUACAAGAUUCAUUUUUGGCGCGGGCAUGCUUAGUGAAUGAAACCGGGAGAAAAUACAUUGUAACGUGAACCGCCACUGUCAACUCAUUAGAAGGAGAUUUUUUUUAGUUUUUAUGGCAGAUGAUGAAAUCUUUUCUUAUGCUGCAGUUCUGCUGGAGAACUCUAUGAAUUUAACAAGAACACGAAGCCAUCAUGGAAGAAGCAUAUUUGGAGUCAAACAUCAAGAAACGUUCGACUGACACCCAUCACAGGAUGUAUUUUGGAUGGUUUGCUAGGCCUGCAUUCGUCCUCUUUAUUUCUUUUAAGCAAGGUACUAACAACUUGUCCCGGAUAAAGAGGUCUAAGGAAUACGAAAUGUACUCAGAAGAGAAAUAGUGAUCUUGAUUAGGACAUAGGUUGACAUUAUUAAACUUGGAAAUUUAUGAACCGAAAACAUAUAAAAAUGAUGUUGAUCAUUGUAUUACAAUUUUCAAAACAUUGAAAUCAUGUCAUUCUGAAGAGUAAGCCCAUAUUAUAAAUACGAUUUAGAUAUAUAGCAUUCAUAAGGGAGUGAUUUUGAAUAAAUCGAUAAUUUCAUUUACGGUCAGUUGAUAACUCUCGUUUAUAUAUUUUAUAGGAUGGUUUUCUGGUGGAGAGGCGCUUUCACCAAAGGAAGUGGAAAUGGUUAACACAUGGAGCACCUGAAGGUCAAAUUUUGACAGCUAUUACACAAUUAGUGCAGACUGAAAUAGAAGAUAAGAUUUCAUCUUUAUUCUUUACUACUGCAACUGGACUCGUAUUUGAAUAUCUACCUCCAAAACAUUCUGGUGAGUCUCAAAUUUUGCUUUAAGAGGAAAAAAUGAUAUAUUUCACAGUCUGAUUGAUGUACUGCACUUUUUCUUUUCUUCCAACAAGUGGGUAAAAUGGGAUUUAAAAUUUUGACAAGCUGGGAAUGGAAUUUAACUGACAGGAUUUGACAGGCAUCAGUUCAGGAAAACCCAAGUAUUAUGAUGUUUAUUCAUAAGAAUUAUUUUUUGCUUUAUGUUUAGCUUCUAAGACCAAAAUGAAUCUUCUUAUGUCCUCUCAUGAUGACUUUCACAAAAAAAGAUGCAUGGUAUUCUCAAUUUUGAUUUUUAGCGUUCAACAUUGAAGGCAUCAGAAGGUACACGUGUCAGUAUAAGAAUUCCACCAAGAAAAAUAUACUUCCAACUUCCAACUCGUCAAACAUGGAAGUCAGAUUUGUAAAGAUUCUAAGCCCACAUCCUUGUGGUGCGUCAAGAUUAGCACAUCCUAUCUCACUUUUGAAACCAACAAUUCAUGGUCAUAUCAGGCGUGUGGAAGAAACGACUAGCAUUAUUUACUCUUCAGGAUAAAGUAGAAGGAUUACUAAAUAUGUAAAAACUGAUUUCAAACGGAGACCAUAGACCAAAUCGUAUUAGAGCUCAUUGUAUGGAAUACUAUUGAAUAUCACCGCUCACAGCACAUUGUAGAUUUUUUGUGCAGAAAUCUAGAGUAUCUUCGAGAACCUUCCCCUUGAGAAGGAAUUUUAGAUAACAGGUUCUGUUACCUUGGUUUUAUGCUACGACUAAUCCAUAGUGUACCGUGUAAUGGACUUGAUGGAUUGUAUAUGCAUAUGAGAAGAGAGAGCGCUUCUACAUUUCUGGCAUGGAAAUCCUACCAAAUCAGGAGCUCUAUCAAGCACAAGGAAUAUACUUGAAAAAUAGUCUCUUUUAAACUUGCUCGUUAUAUGAUUGAAAAGACUUAUGCCUACUAAAUCAUUUUAACUGAUAUCCGUUUCUAAACUUUUUCUUUUUCUGGUAUUUCCAUUAGUAAAAAAAUUAUAAGUGAUUAGAGGCGAGCCCUGCUGAUGGCAAAAUUUUCCCAGAGGAUGAAUCGACCCUACCUAUAAAAUCAAAUAAAUAAUAAAUAUAAAAAACAGAGAUAUUUAAACAGAAAAACAAGAUCCCACAUAUAUCUUUUCUACCCUUCUAACAAGGUGUUAAAAUAGUACUUAAAACGAAUCAGCACAAAUAUUCAUCGCCAUUAUGAUAUGAAAUAGAGCUUCGCAAAUCUCUACUCGUUUAGAGAAUUGAUAAGCUAGAUGAUUGCAUUCUCUAUGAUAUUCUGUAAAUGCUCGAAUUCUUAUAAAAAUCAAUACUGUUUCUCUCUUUUCAUUGAGUACACAACACUUCUAGUAGACGUACUCUGUGCCCUAUCAACUCAAUCUCUGUCAGCACAAGUUCCGUCACUUCAUACUUAUGACAAGUUAGCAAUAUCCUUAAUCUAAUUCAUUCCUACUGCUUCGGAUUAUUAUAGAAAAAAUAUUGAGACGAGAGAUAGUUUUUGGGUAUAACUAAUCCCAUCAAUGAGAUGCCCAAUAGUUUUUCUACUUGCUGCCCCCAUCAAUAAUCUGAUAACAACUUUGUGGAAAGUUGACAUGCAGGGGAAACAAACGCAGGGACAAUGGAUAAAUCAUAUGCAUCCACAGCAUGCAAAGGUAGCAAGAGGCAUACCUGGCAUACAUCUUGAGUUUGGAAGACUAGUUUUUCCACUGGAUGAUGGUAGACUUGGAGAACUACACAUGUCAAGUUCUGGUGGAGAUGGAUUAGGUCCAAAUUAUCAGACCAAUACAAGGAGGAAAACACCACAGAAGUAUGAAUGGUCAAUCGUAGAGGUCCCUGAAACAGAGGGAUGGAAUGCAGAAUAUUGCACCGAGGAAAGAGGACCAACCAAUUGCAUCACUGGUACAAAGAAUGUACUCAAAGACAAUGAAUUCAGUGAUACAGGACCUACAACAAUGAAAAGGCGAAAGACCAAAGAAUGUACACUUUACAUUCCUCUGGGUGCUCAAGAGAAAAGCGCAGUUGAAUCAUCAGAACCGAAAAACUAUCAAACAAAAAGCACUAGUACUAACUUCUGGUUGCGAUCCAUGCAUGCUGACCAAUCAUUUUUACUCACAACAGAAGGUGGAUUAAUUUUUGAGUAUCUUUACACAGAGAAUAUAUGGAUAUGGCUGAGACAUGAACACUUGACACCAAUAAAGGGAGCGUUGGCAAGCUACAACGGAAGCUUAUUUUUGGUAGACACACAUGGGAACUUACUCAUGCUUGAAAGGAAUGAAACAGAGCUAUCAUUGAUCAAUUGCACAGCCAUGAAAAGAGGAAGGAAAGUGACAGCAGGACCUCCAUGGGAUGGCGCACAUGAGAAACUUUGGAGAGUAAUGGACGAGGAUGCGUUGUUCUUUGUCAGCAAAAAAGGAAGACUUCUUCAGUUCACAGUAAGCUCAAAUACUCAAGUAGGAAAAAAUAGUAUAAAACUUUACCUUCUGCAGAGAAUAUGACUCUCAAAGAUAUCUUCACCGAUAGAUUUACGACACUCAUCAAAAGAAAAACUUCACAAAUUUCACAACAUCACCUAUUCAGGACUCCUAGAAACGAUUUCUGAAGCACGGACUUCCUAAACCUCUUGAAUUGGUUAUUGACGUUUCUAGUCCGGUAUGAAACAUUCGGUGCGGUAAAUUGCUCACGAUUAAUGAAUUUAUUCUUUGAUUACUCCAUCCCCUAAUUACACAAAAGCCUCCAUCAGGAAUUUCUCACUGUGACAAGAUCAAUCAUGGAAACAAAGUAGGAGAUUCUAAACAAUUACAUAUUUUAUCCUGUUGUAGGUUGCCUUCAGAAAAUUCAAUUGGAAAGACUGCCAUCAUCCUCCAAGUACAAAGAUUGAUUUCAUUGUUGAUCAAGAGGUUCUAAGGAUGAAUAUAAUAUUUGUCAUCGGUAGAGAUGGUCGUCUCUAUCAGUACAACCGAGUGACAGAACUAUGGCAUCAACACUGCCAAUCCCCUCACUUGGUACUACAUAAGUCACCUGCAACUGCUAUUCGACAGUCCUCACGAUCAUUAAUUGGCUCUCUAUUCAUGCUUCUGGAAAACGGAGGCCUUGUUGAGUACCACUGGGACUCACAGGAUGGUUGGAGCUGGGUUGAACAUGGGUUACCAAACAGAAACUUGACACUUGUUGGGGCCCCGGGCCCAUCUUUGUGGGACAGUCAACUGUUUCUAGUAGGGUCAGAUGGCCAAGUCUUUCGCAGGUACAUGGAUCAAAUGACAUGGAAAUGGGCAAGCCAUGGAUUUCCGUACCAAGCAAAUGCAUCUAUUGAAUUUCAGGUGACAACUACAGGUGAUGAGAAAUAUUUUGCUCACAAUGGUAUGGAUAUGCAAAAGGAGGAUAGAAAAGAUAUACAAAGCAUCGACAGCAGCUGUGAUGAUAAGGUAAGAAACAACGUCAGAAGAACUCGAAGAUCUAACGACCUCAACCGAAUGCAGGAAAAAAUGGCGCAGCGUGACUAGGUAUGAAAUGAUGUCUUCUGAAAAUUUGCAGGUAUCGGCAGUGAGGCCAAUCCGAUUCUCACAAGAUUCGCUGAUUUUCCAGCUACGGGAUGGAAGGGUAAGUCACCGCCAAUCCAAUUUCGUGACAUUAAAUAACAUAAUCAAGACAGAUGUGUUCAGAGAGUUUCAUAGAGGAUAGCUUACAUUGGGGCUCUGUGAUUUCCAAUGUUCUCAGCUAGCGGAGCUACGCAAAUCACAUGGAGACACAGAGGACUGGGAGUGGACUCGGAUCAUCGGCACCCCUACUAGUCAGUGCGUGAGUGGUUAUCUGACAAUAAUGGAUUCGUAG
This is a messenger RNA of Spirodela intermedia, 6853 nucleotides long. Lineage: Eukaryota; Viridiplantae; Streptophyta; Magnoliopsida; Alismatales; Araceae. The record is from the annotation of a GenBank genome assembly.